Messenger RNA from Rattus rattus (black rat), 1996 nucleotides. RefSeq names its product phosphodiesterase 1C (gene Pde1c). The transcript has 16 exons. Gene Ontology annotation, molecular function: 3',5'-cyclic-nucleotide phosphodiesterase activity. Gene Ontology annotation, biological process: signal transduction. The record is from RefSeq and is a predicted model, not a curated record. NCBI's taxonomy places the organism in Eukaryota, Metazoa, Chordata, Mammalia, Rodentia, Muridae. Bases 205 to 1836 code for a protein of 543 amino acids.
UCUUUGGUCAAGCAAUUAGAGCGAGGAGAGGCCUCUGUGGUAGAUCUUAAGAAGAAUCUGGAAUAUGCAGCCACAGUGCUUGAGUCUGUAUAUAUUGAUGAAACAAGGCGCCUGCUGGAUACAGAGGAUGAACUUAGUGACAUUCAGUCAGAUGCUGUGCCUUCUGAAGUUCGGGAUUGGCUGGCCUCCACCUUCACACGGCAGAUGGGGAUGAUGCUUAGGAGAAGCGAUGAGAAGCCCAGGUUCAAGAGCAUUGUCCAUGCAGUGCAAGCUGGGAUAUUUGUGGAGAGAAUGUAUAGACGGACAUCAAACAUGGUUGGGUUGAGCUAUCCACCGGCUGUAAUCGAUGCACUGAAGGAUGUGGACACAUGGUCCUUCGAUGUCUUUUCCCUCAAUGAGGCCAGUGGAGAUCAUGCUUUGAAGUUCAUUUUCUAUGAAUUACUCACACGUUAUGACUUGAUCAGCCGUUUUAAGAUACCCAUUUCUGCACUUGUCUCAUUUGUGGAGGCCCUUGAAGUUGGUUACAGCAAGCACAAAAAUCCUUACCAUAACCUGAUGCAUGCCGCCGAUGUCACACAGACUGUGCAUUACCUCCUUUAUAAGACGGGAGUAGCAAACUGGCUGACAGAGCUGGAGAUCUUUGCAAUAAUCUUCUCGGCUGCCAUCCAUGACUAUGAACAUACUGGAACUACCAACAAUUUCCACAUUCAGACUCGGUCGGAUCCAGCUAUCCUGUACAAUGACAGAUCUGUACUGGAGAACCACCACUUGAGUGCAGCCUACCGUCUUCUCCAGGAAGAUGAAGAGAUGAAUAUUCUGGUCAACCUCUCAAAGGAUGACUGGAGGGAGUUUCGAACUUUGGUAAUCGAGAUGGUAAUGGCCACAGAUAUGUCCUGUCAUUUCCAACAAAUCAAAGCCAUGAAGACAGCCCUGCAGCAACCAGAAGCAAUUGAAAAGCCGAAAGCCUUAUCCCUCAUGCUGCACACAGCAGACAUCAGUCAUCCUGCGAAAGCAUGGGACUUGCACCACCGCUGGACCAUGUCUCUCCUGGAGGAGUUCUUUAGACAGGGUGACCGAGAAGCUGAGCUGGGGCUGCCAUUUUCUCCUCUGUGUGACCGAAAGUCAACCAUGGUUGCUCAGUCACAAGUGGGUUUUAUUGACUUCAUUGUGGAACCCACCUUCACUGUGCUCACGGAUAUGACUGAGAAGAUUGUGAGUCCAUUAAUUGAUGAAACCUCCCAGACUGGCGGGACAGGCCAGAGGCGAUCAAGUUUGAACAACAUCAACUCAUCAGAUGCAAAGCGAUCAGGUGUCAAGAGUUCUGGGUCAGAAGGAAGUGCUCCCAUCAACAAUUCAGUCAUCCCUGUUGACUACAAGAGUUUUAAAGCCACUUGGACCGAGGUGGUGCAGAUCAAUCGGGAGCGGUGGCGAGCCAAGGUUCCCAAAGAAGAGAAAGCCAAGAAGGAAGCUGAAGAGAAGGCUCGCCUGGCUGCUGAGGAAAAGCAAAAGGAAAUGGAAGCCAAAAGCCAAGCUGAACAAGGCACAACCAGCAAAGCUGAAAAAAAGACAUCAGGAGAAACAAAAUGUCAAGUCAACGGAACACGCACAAGCAAGGGUGACAACCCUCGUGGGAAGAACUCCAAAGGCGACAAGGCAGGCGAAAAGCAGCAGAAUGGUGACUUGAAAGAUGGUAAAAAUAAGGCAGACAAGAAGGAUCACUCCAACACCGGAAAUGAGUCAAAGAAAGCAGAUGGUACCAAGAAGCGUUCUCAUGGCUCACCUGCUCCAAGCACUAGUUCCACAAGUCGCCUUACUUUGCCAGGAGACUACGGAUAAAACAUCAUCCAGAAACUUCCUCGGAAGAGAACUUACCAUCCCCAAGGUCUGAAGACAUUGUGGAAAGCUUAGAUUUCUUUUCCCCAAACAAAAUCUACAUGUAUUGUAAGUUGUUAAGUAUUAAACUCCAAUUUGGUGAGUUUUGCUCUCCUCAAUACAA